UUCCAGUUCGUAUAUCCGUUCGUCUUUGUCUGGUGCCCUGUGCAAGCAAGCAAAACCCCAUCCAUCUGUUUCUCCCCGGAGGCCGGAGCCUCGCCGCCGACGCAGGGGAAGGAGAAGGGAAGGUCCCGGCGGGUCGAGGAGAGCGGAGGAGGAGGAGGAUGGGCGAGUUCGACGACUACUGGGCGCGGGCGUACAGGGGCGACUCCGGGGUCCCGCACUCCGACCCGCAGCGCCUCGUCUCCACCUGGACCGGCGCCUUCGCCCUCGGCGCCGCCGCCUGCGUCCACCACCACGCCUCCGCGCUCGCCUCCCACAUCAAGUCCCUCCCCGCCGCUUGGCAGGACAUGACGAUGAUGCUUGAUCAAAAGCGCUGGAAGAAAAUCCUCGAGAAGAAGCAACAGAAAGCUUAAGAUCAUUAUACCUCCAAGCUUCUCCAGCCGGUUCGAUGAGUUUGUCUCUAAGUCAUGAGUUGUGGUGCAGAAAGUUUCAGAGCGACCAACUUUUGGUUUUCCUGCGUAGUGUUAGAAAUUGCCUGUCAAAACGGAUUUAUUGUGUUAAGCAGCCCAUAUUGUGCUGUUUAACUCCAGCACAAAUCCUCAAGAUCAGUGCUGGAUGAUUUGUUCAUCCUUAAAAUCUUUGUUACUUUUGACCAUGCAACAUAUCAUUAAAUCUGCGGCAUUCAUUAUAUUUUCAUGUUA
This is a messenger RNA of Panicum virgatum (switchgrass), 698 nucleotides long. RefSeq lists its product as uncharacterized. The transcript is spliced from 3 exons. NCBI's taxonomy places the organism in Eukaryota, Viridiplantae, Streptophyta, Magnoliopsida, Poales, Poaceae. The coding region runs from base 159 to 410 and encodes 83 amino acids. The record is from RefSeq and is a predicted model, not a curated record.